AUGGCAACAGCAGUGGCGGCUUCGUCAGUGCCUCAACCGGCUACUAGCAGUAAUGCGACCGGAUCCACUAAACUUAGUGGCCAAAAGUCGAAUGCCGAGAGUGGCGUGGUUCCUUUUUUUGCACAAAAAAUUGAAGAAACCGAGUUUCAAAUCAAUGAAAAGACCCAGAACUUGAGACGUCUCGAGGCCCAGCGCAACGCACUUAAUGCCAAAGUGCGUCUAUUGAAGGAAGAACUUCAACUGUUACAAGAACCUGGGUCAUAUGUUGGAGAAGUGGUUAAAGUCAUGGGAAAGGAAAAAGUUCUUGUUAAAGUCCAUCCCGAGGGGAAAUACGUGGUUGAUAUCGCGUCGGAUAUCGAUAUUAAAAAGAUCACUCCCAGUCUUCGAGUGUGUCUGCGAUCCGAUUCGUACCAAUUACACCAGAUCUUGCCUAAUAAAGUGGAUCCUCUGGUGUCUUUGAUGAUGGUGGAAAAGGUUCCUGACAGUACUUUUGACAUGGUCGGUGGUUUAGAUAAACAGAUCAAGGAGAUUAAAGAGGUCAUUGAACUGCCUGUUAAGCAUCCUGAACUUUUUGAGUCACUUGGAAUUGCCCAACCUAAAGGUGUAAUUCUGUAUGGACCUCCUGGUACCGGAAAGACUCUGUUGGCCCGUGCUGUGGCCCAUCAUACCGAAUGUAAAUUUAUUCGUGUCAGCGGUUCCGAGCUGGUACAAAAGUAUAUCGGUGAGGGUUCGAGAAUGGUCCGUGAGUUGUUUGUUAUGGCCCGUGAGCAUGCUCCCAGUAUUAUUUUCAUGGACGAGAUCGAUUCCAUUGGAUCCAGUCGUGUAGAGGGUUCGAGCGGUGGUGAUUCCGAAGUACAAAGAACCAUGUUGGAGUUAUUAAACCAGUUGGACGGAUUCGAGUCUUCUAAAGAUAUCAAGAUCAUUAUGGCCACCAAUCGUCUGGAUAUUCUAGAUCCUGCUCUGUUAAGGCCUGGUCGUAUCGACCGUAAAAUCGAGUUCCCUCCACCCACUGUUGAGGCCCGUACCGAUAUUCUGCGGAUCCACUCGCGAUCUAUGAACCUGACCCGUGGCAUCAAUCUCCGCAAGAUUGCCGAGAAAAUGAACGGCUGCUCCGGUGCCGAAGUCAAGGGUGUCUGUACCGAAGCCGACAUCGGGACACCUAAUCCAUUAGCGCUGUUCAUAACAGCAGCAGAAGAAGCACCAAGAGGUCGGUUCGAUGUAUGUUUAACAGAAACUCCAUUUGGAGACGAAGCUGCUGUCGAUAAAUCAUCAUCCAUUGCCACCAUUGCAAGACGUUGUCGUUUUGAUGGCCGAGCUGAUGCCAUUGGAGUGGAACUCCGUGACGCGCCAGGAGCUGGUGAACCCCGUUUCCUGUCUGAUCCCGAUAUUCCAGCAGUAAUAGCAGUUGAAGAAGCCAUUCUAGAACUGGCAAGAGCACCACUUCUGCCACUAGUAGCGCCAGGUCCAUGUGUCGACUCUCUACCAGCCGGAACCGACCCCUGUCUGGUCGACGGAGCCGAGUCGGUAUUAUACGAGGAAUACAGACCAUUUGAUGCCGAUGGCGAUGCUGGUGCUAGAAGUCCUUCUUCCUCGAGUUUCUUAAUAUCGUCGUUCAGUUUCUUGACCUGUUUGGAAAUAAUAUAA
Sugiyamaella lignohabitans is the source of this 1644-nucleotide messenger RNA. It is a transcript of the gene RPT6, whose product is annotated as proteasome regulatory particle base subunit RPT6. The coding region runs from base 1 to 1644 and encodes 547 amino acids. Gene Ontology annotation, molecular function: proteasome-activating activity; ATP binding; ATP hydrolysis activity. The record is from RefSeq and is a predicted model, not a curated record. Gene Ontology annotation, cellular component: proteasome regulatory particle, base subcomplex. The transcript is spliced from 2 exons. NCBI's taxonomy places the organism in Eukaryota, Fungi, Ascomycota, Dipodascomycetes, Dipodascales, Trichomonascaceae. Gene Ontology annotation, biological process: proteasome-mediated ubiquitin-dependent protein catabolic process.